GCUAGUCGUUGUGGCAAGACGUCGCUGCUUCAUUACUUUGAUUACUUGUAGUGCCCUGUUGUUCCGUGUGUUCCGUUUUUCAUAUUUUCAUUAAAGAUAUGGCUUCACCUAUGGUUGAUUGGGGUCAAUACGCCGACGAACAUGACAAAUUGGUGUCGAAGGUGGAAAAUAUCACCUUGAACAAACCGAAUUCAACACUUGUCUCAUCUCCGACAUUGAAUGGGUCUUCCAAGAGCNAUGAGGAAGAUCAAAUCUCGCCGGCGGAGAAGUCGCUUCUACAAAAAAUCAUACGGAAAGGAUUGGUGGAGACAGUAAAUAAUGUAGAAGUUCGAAGAAAAGAUCCUAAUUCUCCAUUNUACAGUGUGAAAACAUUUGACGCACUUCACUUGAAACCUGAAUUGCUAAAAGGAAUCUAUGCUAUGGGAUUUAAUGCACCUUCAAAGAUCCAAGAAACUGCUUUACCUACUUUACUGGCUAAUCCACCACAGAAUAUGAUCGCACAGUCUCAGUCUGGUACCGGAAAGACAGCUGCGUUUGUAUUAGCCAUGCUAAGUCGGGUAGAUACGACAAAGGAUUAUCCGCAAGUACUUUGUCUGUCGCCGACCUACGAAUUGGCAAUUCAGACUGGCGAAGUAGCUGCAAAAAUGUCUUGCUUUUGUCCUGAGAUAAAGAUAAAAUAUGCCGUCAGAGGAGUAGACAUGACUCGUGGGUCGAAAGUCACCGAGCACAUCAUUAUAGGAACACCGGGAANAGUGUUGGAUUGGGGACAAAAGUUUAGAUUUUUUGAUUUGAGAAAAAUAUCUUUAUUUGUGCUUGAUGAAGCUGACGUAAUGAUCUCCACCCAAGGUCAUCAAGAGCAGUGUAUUCGUAUUCACAAAUUACUUCCCCGUACGUGUCAAAUGCUGUUCUUUAGUGCGACGUACACGUCAGAGGUNAUGAACUUUGCGGAAAUUAUAGUUGAUAAUCCGAUCAUAAUACGAUUACAAAAAGAAGAAGAGUCACUUGAUAAUAUUCGACAGUACUAUAUAAAUUGCAAAAAUAUAGAUGACAAGUACACCGCUAUUACUAACAUUUAUGGUGUAAUUACAAUUGGACAAGCAAUAAUUUUCUGUCAUACGAAAAANACAGCUAGUUGGUUGGCGGAAAAAAUGUCGAAAGACGGUCAUGCGGUGGCGAUACUGUCCAGUGACUUGACGGUGGAGCAAAGAAUUGCUGUGUUAGACAGGUUCAGGGCAGGCCUUGAAAAAGUUCUCAUCACUACAAACGUUUUGGCCAGAGGUAUUGACGUCGAGCAAGUGACAAUAGUAGUUAACUUUGACCUACCGAUGGAUCAGAAGCGACAGGCCGAUUGCGAAACGUAUUUACACAGAAUUGGACGAACGGGUCGUUUCGGCAAAUCGGGUAUCGCUAUUAAUCUAAUUGACUCGCCGCACGCGAUGCAACUGUGCAAAGACAUAGAGAAGCACUUUGGCAAGAAAAUACAUUAUCUCGACGCGGAGGACGCGGAUGAGAUUGAAAAAAUUGGCGCUUAGGUUUAUACAUUUUUUAUAUUGUAACGAAUAUGUAAUAUACAAUUUUUAUUAUGGACAUGUAUACUCUUAGGCUUUACUGUGAUCUAUUGUUAAGGUGUAUUGUAUUUUAUAUAAAAGGAGAAUGGAAAAUUUUUUUCCAUUAAUAUAUAUUGGAAAUCUGGUUUUUCA
Molecule: messenger RNA, 1700 nt
Organism: Pseudomyrmex gracilis
Lineage: Eukaryota; Metazoa; Arthropoda; Insecta; Hymenoptera; Formicidae
Product: DEAD-box helicase Dbp80-like
Exons: 8
Coding region: 99-1532 (477 amino acids)
Biological process (GO): poly(A)+ mRNA export from nucleus
Cellular component (GO): cytoplasmic stress granule; nucleus
Molecular function (GO): ATP binding; RNA binding; RNA helicase activity
Source: RefSeq, a predicted model, not a curated record